Molecule: messenger RNA, 4177 nt
Organism: Sitophilus oryzae (rice weevil)
Lineage: Eukaryota; Metazoa; Arthropoda; Insecta; Coleoptera; Curculionidae
Product: adhesion G protein-coupled receptor B3-like
Exons: 18
Coding region: 329-3679 (1116 amino acids)
Cellular component (GO): membrane
Molecular function (GO): G protein-coupled receptor activity
Source: RefSeq, a predicted model, not a curated record
CGUCGCGGCUGUGAAGUGUCACUGCACGAAACUUUUUGCCGGAAAUACCUGCGAGAACGUCGUAGAUCCAACGCCCAACCUAAAAGAUUGUCCGGAUUGCCCGACCAACUGCAGCUAUGACGGACAAAUUGGAAAUCCCUGCAAAUGUUUGACAGGAAAAAGCGACGUAUUUGGCCAAAAUGGACUUCUUGCUACACUUCACUUAGGAAAUCUUCCUAACCUGCCCCCAAACGAUCUGAAAUAUUACAUCAAAACUCAAUUGCUGAGGUUUCUUCGGCUCAACGCAUCAAAAGUGGAAGAUUUACAAGUUCUAAGUCUAGUGCAUUAUAUGUCCGGCGCUGACGUAACGUUCCAAGUAUACUGCCCAAAAAAGGACGAGAAGAAGGUGAAAAAUGUGUUAAAUAAGUGGAUAGAUCGCGGCCACGUAGGCAACGUUACUGUGUCGGAGAAGGACAACUCGAUAAAAACGGCCCUCUCGAUUCAGAGUGUGGACAUAAAUCAAGCGGGCGUGAUCAGGGAGAACGACGAAUUCAUACUGAGCUGCGUGGCCAGGGGUUCCCCCACAACGACUUUUCGAUGGUUCAAGGACGGGCUCCUCAUGAACCUUACGUAUACUAGGCAGAAGUGGAUAAAGCUGAUAAAGGACCCGCACGUGACCGACCAGUACACGGCGCUAUUGGCCGUGGAGAGGGCGCGACGUCACGACGAGGGCAAAUUUACAUGUCAAGUGGAGGACUUUAAUAUUCAACAGUGCAUGUCGAAAUUUGUUAGAGUCAGGAGGCGGCCGGCGGUGCGGAUGGAGCCCAUGAGCUUGACGGUGAAAAAGAAAGACAUCACGUACUCGUGUUUGGUACAAGACAGCACAACUUCAUCCGAAAAAGUCAUCCACGUCUACGUCCUCGACCGCGAAGGUGUCCACACUUGUCCGGAAGAAUCCAGCUACGAUCUCGUAUGGCCUGAAACAGCUCCGGACACCGACUACGUCCAAGAAUGCCCGAAGGACUUCUCAGGAAUAGUGGUUAGGAAGUGUUCGCUGAGAGAUGGAAAGAAGCCAGCUUGGGAGAAACCAGACUUCUCGCAGUGUACACACAGGACUUUAGAAACAGUUUAUGAUGAUUUUGAACAGCUGAAAUUAGGCUACGCAGCUACGUCCAUAGACACUUUGCUCAAAGCUAUUAUGGAAUACGUUACCAUAACUCAACGAGGCAACCUUAGACCAGGGGAGGGAGCUAGGAUACUGACUAUAAUCGAAGAAAUUCUUACUUUUAUUGGUCAGGUUAAAAUAAAUUACUUCACCACGAAUCAAGCGGCCUCGGUUAUAUACAGGGUGAUUGAUCAAAUCCUGUCAACGCCUGAAGCAUUGUUGCGGCCUCAGGAAAUUAACUUGCUACAGAAAACGCUAUUUUCUCAGCUGGGAUUGGCUGAAUUUCAGCUGGGAGACGAUAUGGGCUUGAGAUAUUUCAACUUGACGCUGAACACGUUUAUGGUGACUGUUUUUCAACAAAAUCCGAAGCAAAGUACAUUUCAGGUGCCAGUACUAACAAAGAAAUUAAGUGAUGAAGAAUCAUGGAUAUCCGCUAAACUUACUUUGCACAGGACAACCAAGCGAUUAGAAUUAUUUGGAUGUGUUAUUUACAAAAAUAUAUCUGCCUUUUUUCCACCUAAAUCCUUUUUACGAACAAAGGACGGUACUGAAAUUCAGUACCAAAUCUACUCCCAAAUAACAGCACUGGCACCUAUUUUACGAAACUCAACUGGAAGUGAUCAAGCUGACGUCACAGUGGACUUCAGUCACUUUCCAGACUUCCCAGAAGACGACGUAAGCAGUGGCGGCGGUAAAUGGGAGGUGAAGUGCGGGUACGCGCCACUGGAUUCUCUAGCCCAGACAUGGGACGUUGACAAAUGUGAGGUUAAAGGUCAAGUUCGAUCGGAAGUGACACGUUGCCUGUGUCCUGGCUACGGUGCUUACGUACUGCUGCUUGUCAUGGCCCAACCGGAAGCUAAAGCAACACCUACAGAACCACACAAGUUUGUACUAAUAUGUAGUUUUCUGUGCUGCAUCUUUUUGACGAUAUUUACCACUAUUUGUCUAGGACUAUCGUUCUUUUUCGUCAAGAAAUCAAGUCUAAUUAUAUUGAAGUUGCAAUGUUCCUUUUCACUCUUUCUUUGUGAAAUACUGUUUACCAUUGCAAUACUGUUAGAACCACCUCAGAAGUACUACAUGAUUUUUUUAACAUUCUUAGAAAUGUUUUUGCUGUUAAGUAUAUCCAGCCACUUGAGUAAGCUGCUUAUUGUUUUCACUGAACUGAUACAUGUUCCUAAACCAGUUACAUCAAAAUAUACCGUAAUAGGAAUAAUAUCUGGUGUGCCUCUUAUCACAAUAUUUGGGAAUCAUCUAGCCUACAAAACGAUGGAUAUCAGUCUAAAAUCAUGGUGGAUGAUUGAGAACUCUUUGGCCUUCAACAUAUUUGUAACGGUAGUGUCUAUUGUCACCGCCUUGUUCAUAUUUAUUUAUCUAUCAGUCGUCAAGAAAUUGAAAGAGCUAAUCGCUAGUCAAGAGAAACAUGAAAAGGCUCUCAAUAAAAGGAUAGCGUUAAUAAGAAGAUCCGGGUGUAUAUUUUUUGUGCUGUUAGCUUUUUCAGUAAGCAGCAUACUUUAUAUAAACAAUGAGAAGCUUAUGUGGAGUACUUAUCAAUUUAGUGCGGUAAAUUUAAUUGUGGGUCUAGUACUGACGAUAUGUUAUAUAAUAAAAUCUGAAAAUGGAUUUAAGGAAAUAUGUGGCAAGAAACGCCAUGUGGAUGACAGCUUUUUUAAUGGAGAUACUGGUAAUCCAUUACAAUUUAUGACCAAACAAGAAACAGAAAUAGACAGCCAAAGCACUAUUCGACGUCAAGACAUACAGCAAAUCUCUCUCAAAUCGAUGGAACCCCUAAAAAUCUCAGCUAGCAGAACUCAGAGCAUAUCCAACGCGUUCGAGAGCUGCCUCCAAUCGAGCUCAAACUUCUGCGACGUCAGCCUCAAAGAAACCUCAACUCUACCCCGAGACAAGUCUCAACAUCAAAUAGAACCGUACAAUAGCAGUCCACCGACAUUCAGAAAGCUACAGACCAACAACAGUUUUUCACAGUCUCCUGAUAUUCUGUCGCAGAAAGUUUGUGUUGAGUUGGAUCUGGUUGCUUCGAGUAUUUGCAGUUCUAAGCCAGAAAAAGAAACAACGAAAGAUGUUAAAACGACGACUCCGAAAGUUGAGAAGAAGUCAGAGCAUAAAACAGUGAGGAUAAUGUUUCCUCCUAAAGUAAUCAUCACACCUGAUGACGCAAUAUCGAGAAUACUAGAGUCUGAUAACAACAGCUCUGAAAGAACUCAACCAGAUGGUCAUGAUGACAUUAUCCCAUCCAUAGAAACAGUGUCUGAGGUUUCCAGAAGUCCAUCCAGUCCACAACACUCGCCAUCUUAUUCUGAAGACAACCUCGAUGGAGUUUUGGAUAGUAUAUCUCAUGAUCUUGACUACUUGUUGAACAGAAGUGACGAAUUCGACUCAAAUGUGAAACCGUCAACUUUAAGUAGAAAGGUAUCCAAACCCCCUGGUGCUAGUGUAGUGAACCAAAUUCCGGAAGAACUUAUUAAAGAUGAAAGUACAUCAGGGCCUGAAGGGAUAAUGCUCAGGACUAAUUGUUAAAACGCUCCUGAACGCGCUGACUUAGUGCAGAGAAUUCGAGAAUAUGUUUGCUUUCUGAUGAUGUCCAAAUUUAUGCAACUAAUAUUACACCAAAACCUAAUAAGAUUUCCUUUUUAUUCACUAGUUAAUUUCAACCUUAAAUAUAAUUGACAUAAAGUCGAAAAUUCAACAGAACCAAACUAACAAUUAUUAAUUUAAGAAAUAUGUAAAUAUUUUAUGACCUUAUUCCAGGAGGAAUAUUUCAUGUUUCUACAAACAAAGAAGAAAUAAUCUGCAGUGUGUUACUAAUACAAGAACUUUUAAAUAAGGACUAUAAACUAUAAUGCCGAAUUCAUUAGGAUUUAAUGUAUUACUGGUUGCAUACUUUCACUGGCUGAUUAUCCUAAUUUCUUAGGACAAAAUAAAAAUGAAUUUUAUUAUCGAAAAAAGACUGAUUAUAAUAUGUAAAAAGUAAAAAUGAAAUAUUUAGUAAUGUUGUAAAGUUAGUCAGUAAUUCUC